Molecule: messenger RNA, 2114 nt
Organism: Salarias fasciatus (jewelled blenny)
Lineage: Eukaryota; Metazoa; Chordata; Actinopteri; Blenniiformes; Blenniidae
Product: semaphorin-7A
Exons: 14
Coding region: 148-2070 (640 amino acids)
Biological process (GO): axon guidance; positive regulation of cell migration; negative chemotaxis
Cellular component (GO): plasma membrane
Molecular function (GO): chemorepellent activity; semaphorin receptor binding
Source: RefSeq, a predicted model, not a curated record
GCUCUGGGACGCACCAGAUCGGGGAGGGACCUGACAGGCGGCUGCAGGGGAACGGAAGGGGGGGAUCUUUGGAGGAGGGAGCGCUUCGCACGGUUCACUAAUUCUAUUAAAGCGGUUUUACGCAGCGGUACCAGCAGGAAAAAAAAGAUGAAUUCCUUCAUCCUGAUGUCGCUUUUCGCCACGGUGAUCGUUGGAAAGUCACCUCGACUGAAAUUCGUUGUGCACGAGCCCUCCAGGUUUCACUUCACCAAACCUGAGAACUUCAUCAGCAUGUACCAUCAGGAGGGGACCGACACGCUGUACGUGGGCGGACAGGCCAUGAUCUACGUGUUGUCCUUCACAGACAGAGGGGUCCGUGACCUGCAGAUCCCCGCAGCCUCCGAUCAGACUGCCAUUGAUACCUGCAAAGCAAAGGGCAAACCUCUCGAGCUGGAGUGUGACAAUUUCAUCACCGUCAUUCAGAAACUAAACGACACGUUCAUGGUCUGCGGAACGAACGCCGGGAGCCCCAGGUGCUGGAUGCUGGUGAACGACACGGUGCUGACGGACGUCCAGGGCGGAGGGCACAUCGCGCCCGCCUCCGAGAUCUCGCCGCCCUACCCCUCCCAGAAGUCCCUCAGCUUGACAGCAGAUGGGAAUCUGUAUUCGGCCAUGUCGUCGGUGGGAAGUCUCGCUGGCUCCAUCCGUCGUACGUUUGGCUCCCAGAAACUCCUGAAGACGGAGAACAUUUGGCUGCUGAAUCCGCAGUUCGCCGGCGCAGCCAUCAUCCCGUCUUCAGAGAAGGUCCAGGAGGAAAUCUACUUCUUCUUCAGCGAGUUCAACAAAACAGCUCGAGUGGACGAGGAGCCGUACAGGGCGCGCAUCGGCCGGAUCUGCACGGUGGACGAAGGAGGCAUCAGAGCCCUGCUGGCCGACUCCUGGACCACCUUCAUGAAGGCCCGGGUGAUGUGCGGCGCAGGAAGCACGCAGCAGCAGUACAACAACAUGAAGCAGGCGGUGGUGCUGACUGCUCAGGACAAGCGGACCGGGAUCAUGUAUGGACUCUUCUCUAACGCCUGGGGUAAAACAGUCAUUUGUGCCUAUUCCAUCGAAGACAUCGACCGAGCCUUUUCCACAUCCAAGCUGAAGGGCUACAGCAGUCCAUUCAUUGGCAGCCGCCCUGGGAUGUGCGCCCGCAAAAACCCGGCGACGGCGGAGAGCCCCAACAACAUCAAGAACCUGGGGGUGAUCAGAUACCACCCCGAGAUCGAAGACGUGAUCCGGCCGGUCGGCGUGGCGCCGCUCGAACUCCCCACAGACGACCAGAUCACGCACGCCGUGGCGGACGUCACGCUGGCGGUCAACGACGAGCACUACAGCGUCCUGUACCUCGGCACAGAACAAGGCAAAGUACUCAAAGUCCUUCAUACCAGUGAAGAGGUCUUCAUCAUAUCUCAGUACUCUCUGUUUCACAAUGAGGGACCUGUUCUCAACAUGGCCAUCGACUCCCAAAAGGGACACCUCUACGUCGGCACGGCGAUGGAGAUCCAGCGGCUGCCGCUGGCUGACUGCGGUCGCUAUGGCGACACAUGCAGGGAGUGCAUCCUCUCCCGAGAUCCGUACUGUGGAUGGGACAAGGCCAGGAGGAAGUGCAUCACCAUCCCGCCUGGAUACAACAUCACGACUGGGGCUCUCAUUCAGAACCUGGAACAUUCCAACUCCUCGGUUUGUGGGGAAGCUGCUGCUCUGAAGUUGCGUAAAACUUCCCCCAGAGAAGUGGUGGUGCCGUUCAACACCUCCGUCUUUCUGCCCUGCCCCGUGCGCUCCUUCCACGCCACCUACCGCUGGGAGAAGGACAACUGCGUGCUGAACUACCCCUGCCUCUUCUCCGGAGACUUCUGCGUCCUGGGGCCGGCGGUCGACACGCCCCUGAAGGAAGGCGUCUUCCGCUGCAUGGCCACCGAGGACGGGUUCAAGGUGGAGGUCAUCUCCUUCAGGCUGAAGAACGACGGCGGGCUGCUGGCCGCCUCCCUGGCCUCCACCCUGGGGCUGUCGGUGCUGCUCGCUCUCACCACCCUGUGGCUUCAUUAACUGCAGCUAUCACUAAUGCUAACUCCUCAUCCUCCUCCCCGACU